UAUGUUGCACCUAUUUGUAAUUGCCCUUCCCUUCCUCAUCUUCACAAUCUUCCUCAUCAAAAGGCUUACCGAUACACCAAAACACAAAAACCUGCCUCCUUCACCACCAAGUCUACCAAUACUUGGAAACCUCCACCAACUAGGCACUUACCCUCAUCGAUCCCUACAAAGACUAGCUCAGCACUAUGGUGAACUCAUGGUGCUUCGUUUUGGUAUGCAACCAGUGCUCGUAGUUUCUUCUGCAGACGCUGCUCGUGAGAUCAUGAAAACAAAUGAUAUCAUCUUCUCUAACAGACCCAGAUCAACCAUUGCCGAUAAACUUAUGUAUGAAGCUAAGAGUAUGUCCUCAGCUCCUUAUGGUGAGUAUUGGAGGCAAAUGAGAAGCAUCUGCGUGCUCCAACUUUUAAGUAACAAAAGGGUUCAGUCUUUUCGAGCAGUAAGAGAAGAAGAACUAGCCUUGCUGACUGAGAAAGUGAAACAGUCUUCUCUGUUGUCAUUGCCUGUGAAUUUGAGUGAGUUGUUUGCUUCACUAACUAAUGAUGUGAUUUGUAGGGUGGCUUUUGGGAAAAAGUAUAGUGGAGAUGAAGGUGCAAGGAAAUUUAAGAAGUUGCUUGAGGAGUUUAUGAUCAUGUUGGGUGGUUUUUAUAUAGGGGAUUUUAUUCCAUGGCUUGGUUGGGUUAGUCAAAUUAAUGGUUUAGAUGCAAGAGUGGAGAAAGUUGCUAAGGAGUUUGAUGAGUUUCUGGAUUCUGUAGUUGAUGAGCAUAUGUGUACUCCUAAAAUGAAAGGAGAGAGCUGUGGUGAUAAUAUGAGUGUUGAAGGUGAAGAUAGGAAGGAUCUUGUGCAUGUUCUGAUUGAAAUUCAAAAGCAAAACAAGGCUGGCUCUUCCAUUGAUAGGGAUAGCAUCAAAGGUAUCAUUUUGGAUAUUUUUGGUGGUGGAACUGAUACUAGCUACACAGUUCUAGAGUGGGCAAUGACCGAACUUUUAAGGCAUCCAAGAGUCUUGAAAAAACUGCAAGAUGAGAUGAUGGGAAUUGCUAAUGGCAAAGCAGACAUAACCGAGGGCGAUUUAGAUAAAUUUCCUUACUUAAAAGCAGUGAUCAAAGAAACACUUCGGUUGUAUCCUCCAAUACCGUUACUGGUUCCUCGCGAAUCAACACAAGAGGCUAAAAUAAAGGGCUAUGACAUAGCAGCAAGAACCAUGGUCCUGAUCAAUGCUUGGACAAUUGGAAGAGACCCCUCAAUGUGGGAUGAACCAGAGGAGUUUAAACCAGAGAGGUUUUUGAACUCUUCUGUAGAUUUCAAAGGGCAUGACUUCCAAUUAAUCCCAUUUGGAGCUGGAAGAAGGGGCUGUCCAGGAUCCUUGUUUGCCAUGAUCACUAAUGAGAUUGUGUUAGCAAAUCUUGUGCACAAGUUUGACUGGACAUUGCCUGGUGGAGCAAGAGCUGAGGAUAUAAGCAUGACAGAAUGUACUGGCCUUGUCAUCCACAGAAAAGCUCCUCUCGUAGCUAUGGCUGUGCCAAGGUUUUCCGAGAAUUCCUCCUUUCCCAUUUUAUGAUUGUGAAGGCCUUUCUGCAGUGUCACCUCAAAGUUUCAUAACAGAAGCCCAAAGGAAGCAUAAGAUCAUGAAAUUCUGAGUCAUGCUUAGCCUAUAUAAAAUGAUUCUUUAUAUUGUUCCUUGAUAAAAAAAAUUAAAUUAUAGGAAUUUGGACUGUCAUCCUUAG
This is a messenger RNA of Prunus avium (sweet cherry), 1721 nucleotides long. Its product is annotated as cytochrome P450 736A117-like. Lineage: Eukaryota; Viridiplantae; Streptophyta; Magnoliopsida; Rosales; Rosaceae. Gene Ontology annotation, molecular function: heme binding; monooxygenase activity; oxidoreductase activity, acting on paired donors, with incorporation or reduction of molecular oxygen. The record is from RefSeq and is a predicted model, not a curated record.